This is a messenger RNA of Nannizzia gypsea CBS 118893, 231 nucleotides long. RefSeq names its product metallothionein-I transcription activator. NCBI's taxonomy places the organism in Eukaryota, Fungi, Ascomycota, Eurotiomycetes, Onygenales, Arthrodermataceae. Gene Ontology annotation, molecular function: DNA binding; zinc ion binding; DNA-directed RNA polymerase activity. Gene Ontology annotation, biological process: DNA-templated transcription. Bases 1 to 231 code for a protein of 76 amino acids. The transcript has 2 exons. Gene Ontology annotation, cellular component: RNA polymerase II, core complex; RNA polymerase III complex; RNA polymerase I complex. The record is from RefSeq and is a predicted model, not a curated record.
AUGUCCAGAGAAGCCUACCAAGUCCCUUCGCUCUCCCAGCAGGGCCCAACAUCCGGGAGCACAGCUGGCGCAACCACCGGCAACGAGGUGCUAUCGGUCGUCUAUAUCUGCGGAGACUGCAGCUCGCGCGUCUCGAUGAAGCGAAAUGACCAGAUCCGAUGCAAAGAAUGUGGCCAUCGAGUACUCUACAAGGAGAGAACGAAGAGAAUGGUACAAUUCCAAGCUCGGUAG